AUUCUGGUGUUCUUCAUGUUCUUCAUAGCUUCAAACUUCGAGAUAUCAACUAACUAAAGGAGAAAGGAGAAAUGGGUUUUAUAGUUUGGAGUUAAAAAGGCUCAAGAACCAUACGUUCCAUAGCCGCCAGAGAUCAAAGGAGGAAAUCUUGGUGGGUUUUUCUUGAGUGUUGAGGCAAACCAUUUGGUUGGCCCCUCGACGACUUGUCUUUAAGGGUCAUUUUAGACGCCAAUUUGAGGGACUUGGUUGCCUUCUUCUUUGGCAUGUUCUAAAGGAACUUUGAAUUGUGGAUACAAAACUAUGGCUGCUACUACUUCAUAUCAUUGCUACGCAGCUUCCUGAUUUGAAUCAGGUUAAUUUAGCUGAGAUUGAUGGAUAUGAAAAGUAAAAUGGGAUGAUUUUCUUUCACGCGAGAUAGGAGUUUGAAUCUUCUACAAGAAUGGAGAUUCGUCUUAUACACAAGAGGGAGUCAGGUUUUGGAGGAGAUUAUGAAGUGUUUUCAUUUGUUCAGCAAUGAGAGGAGAACUGUUGAGCCUAGAACAGCUACAAAAUCUAAUUCGAUUAUCUCGUGUACCUCGAAUUCUACGUCAAUGAAUCAAGAUCUUAAGAUGUUUGACUCUGAUUUGAAUUCUCAGAAUGUUUCAGAGUUUAGUGUAGCAUCUUCUGCUAAAUCAUUUGCAGCUUUGUCUCAAAGACAGAGUAAUCUUAGGGACUUUACAUUCUCAGAUUUGAAAGCAGCCACGAAGAACUUCAGCCGAUCGCUUAUGAUCGGAGAAGGCGGAUUUGGUAGUGUAUAUAGGGGCGCUAUCCGAAACUCAGAGGAUCCACAUAAAAGAAUAGACAUUGCUGUUAAGCAAUUAAGUAGAAGAGGAUUACAGGGUCACAAGGAAUGGGUAACAGAGGUGAACUUUUUGGGCGUUGUCGAGCAUCCAAAUCUUGUCAAGUUACUAGGCUACUGUGCAGAAGACGAUGAAAGAGGGAUCCAGCGAUUACUCGUAUACGAAUAUAUGCCUAACAGGAGUGUGCAAGAUCACUUGUCAAGCAAGUUAAACAGUUCUCUUCCAUGGGCAAUUAGAAUGAAAAUAGCUCAGGAUACUGCUCGUGGCUUGGCAUAUCUACAUGAAGGAAUGGAUUUCCAGAUAAUAUUUAGGGAUUUCAAAUCUUCAAACAUACUUUUGGAUGAACAAUGGAAUGCUAAGUUGUCUGAUUUUGGAUUGGCUAGGCUAGGGCCUUCGGACGGAUUAAGUCAUGUCUCUACUGCGAUUGUAGGAACAAUUGGAUAUGCAGCACCUGAAUACCUUCAAACAGGACGACUAACAGCAAAAAUUGAUGUAUGGAGCUAUGGAGUUUUCCUGUAUGAACUGAUAACUGGUAGGCGUCCCCUAGAUCGGAACCGCCCCAAAGGCCAGCAAAAGCUCUUGGAAUGGGUGAGACCACACCUAUCUGACUUAAAGAAGUUUGAGCUGAUACUUGACCCAAGACUAGGAGGUAACUAUUCUAUUAAAGCUGCCCAAAAACUAGCAGCUGUAGCUAACCGCUGUUUGGUUCGGAAGGCUGUGGUACGCCCUAAAAUGAGCGAGGUCUUGGAGAUGGUAAAUCGGAUUGUGGAAGCAAGCGAUCUUGAGAGCCCUCUGCUUCAAGAAAAGAGCUCAACUUCUAACAGUGAUUCUGAAGGAUCAAAAGGUGAACAUUUGAGAAAACGGAUUAUGAAUCCAUUUAUUGGAGGGAAUGGUUGUUUGAUUUGCCUAGCUUGGAGACCCAAAGUUGUGAGAACUUGUUGAACAACGUUGAAUGGAAUGACACAGAGGUUUUCUCAUUCUUUUUUGGAAUGGAGAUUUACUUGUGUAAAGAAUCAUGGCUUCUUAAACUGCUGGAUCAAGUACAGUAGUUGUUUGAGGAAGAAUAAGUCAAUUGGUUGG
Molecule: messenger RNA, 1919 nt
Organism: Cucurbita maxima (winter squash)
Lineage: Eukaryota; Viridiplantae; Streptophyta; Magnoliopsida; Cucurbitales; Cucurbitaceae
Product: probable serine/threonine-protein kinase PBL19
Exons: 5
Coding region: 489-1781 (430 amino acids)
Biological process (GO): protein phosphorylation
Molecular function (GO): protein kinase activity; ATP binding
Source: RefSeq, a predicted model, not a curated record